CAGUGCACGCCGAUUGGCUCAUUGUUACACAGUUUUCCUGGCGAUUGGUUCAUGGGAGUGCGUCAGGUCUCAAUAGAGCCUGAACCUUUGUAACCGAGGGGUGGAAUGAAGUUUGCAGGCAAACUUUGACAAGAGACGCAUAUUUGGACAUCUGGACAAGUGCACUGGGCUUAGUUACUGGUACACUGGAACUAUGAAAAGUUUAAAACAGCGACUUAAGAAAAACGAGAGUACAGAAUGGGGAAAGUAUGAUGAGCGUCUGAUGAAGGCAGCAGAGAAUGGAGAUAUAGAGAAACUCACAGCCACACUCAAGAAAGGAACCAGCCCGACCAAACUAGACCCAGAGGGCCAUUCUUCGUUUCAUGUUGCUGCUAGCAAAGGCCUCGUCAAUAGUCUAAAUGCUUUCCUGGAAAACGGUGUCAAUGUGAAGGCCGCAGAUGCUGCUGGUAAAACAGCUUUGCAUCUGGCUGCAGCAGGAGGUCAUUCCAUGUGUGUGCAGAGACUGCUGCAGUGUAAAUGUCCUGUUGACAGCACAGACCUGCAGGGCCGUACAGCUUUGCAUGAUGCAGCAUAUGUAGGCUGCAAAACCGCCAUCAAAAUGCUCUGUGACAGCGGUGCAUCUAUUGAUGCUGUCGAUGCGGAUGGUAGAUCGCCUUUGUUGCUUGCCGCUAAGGUGAGCCAACCAGGAGCGUGCCAGAUGCUCGUGCAAUAUGGAGCACGCACUGUUCUUCGAGACAAGCAAAACAAGACUGCACUCAUCUUAGCUUGUGAGAGCUCUUGUAAAGAAGCAGUGGAGAUUCUCCUGAAGACUAAGGCAGAUGUUUCUGCUGUGGACCUUCAUGGCCAUGAUGCUUACCACUACGCCAGACUAAGUCAGAAACAAGACUUGAUCACACUUGUACAGCAUGCCUUGGAAACAACCACUAAAGCUAAAGAAACUGCCACUGUUUCACAGAAGAUCCAACAGCAGGCUAAACCUCCAUCAGCAGGGACUGGCCGGACCAAAGCAGGAUCCGUAAAGAUUGAAAAACCUUUGUCAGAGCCAAUAACAAGGGAACAUGGCAGUCACUCCACUGAAGGAAAAGGUGCCAAACAAAAUCAUAAUCUGGAGUCUACACAGGUCAGGCCUGUACAGUCAGUUCCUGUGCCAGUGAGAUCUGUUCCAAUGGAGUUAUUGCCCGGUGAGGUGGAGGCCCUUAAGAGAGAGCUAAGAGAUUCACGAAGAAGGCAAGAAGCAGCUGAGGCAGAGGUGCACAGGCUGGAUGCAACGCUGGUUCUGCGUGCUCAGGAGUAUGAAGGACUGAGGAGAAGCAGCGAGCAAGCUCUGCAUGCAGCCCAUAACCGGUCGUGGGAGCUGGAGGAGGCCCUGGGCGAGGUGCAAAGAAGGAUGGCCGGCUCAGAAACCCGAGUAAGACAGAUGCAAGCUCAUCUAGUGGCCGUCAGGGAGCACCUGGUGGAAGAGCUGAGAGUCCAGCUCCAAGAGGUCAAAGGUCAGCGGGAGGCAGCCGUAGCUGAACUGGGGAGGAUGCAAAAGGAGCUCACCCAGAGCAGGAGGGAGGUGGAGCAGCAGAAGGAAAAGCAAAGCUCCUUAAUGCAGGAACUCAGUCGGCUUUCCCACGAGCUUCUCAGCAGAGAAGAGCAAAUAAACACACUGAGGACCAGGUUAGUGGAAGUGGAGACACAGCAAGCUGAAAUGCUGUGUAAAGAAGCUCAGACUCCAUCAGAAUGGUGCUCCACUCAUGAGAAGAGCACCAUGACUGACCUCACUACAAAAGCCAGUGAACCAACCGUAGAUCUGGAGAACUACAUUACCAAGAAUGAGCACACAGUCAUUACUAGCUCACUCAAAGAUGCACUGCAACAGGCUGAAACCAAAGCAAACGAGGCUCUACAGAAGUACAAAAGUGCCCAGGAGGAGAACCAGAGCCUGCUGAGGGAACUUCAAGAACAAAAGACUGAGCUGGACACUAUCCAGGAGGCUCUGCAGGCCAGGUUUGUUCCUGUUGCCUUGAUGGAGGAAAAAGAGAAAGAGGUGCAGCGACUCAAACUGGCCCUUGAAGAGAUGGAGAAGCGACAAAAACAGGCCAGUGUGAACAUCUCAAACAUAAAGGAUGAGGCUGUUCAGACAGAAGAACACAGGCAGCCGUGCACAAGUGAAGUACAGCAUAACCAAGUAUCUUCUUCUACAGGGAGUGACAGAGCAGAAUGUGAAGACACUAGAAUUGAAGUGAAAAGUGUGCAGCCAACUGGAAUAGAAAGCAGAAGUAACACAACUGAAGACCAGGGGAGCACAUCGCAAGAUCAAGAUGAAAAGUCAUCAAUGCAGCAUGAGGGACAGAGGUUGUCUCAGGUCACCGUGUCAGAGCCAAUCAGCUCCUGCGAACCAUCACAGUCUGACAGCUCCCUCCAGGCUCAGAUCCACAGCCUACAACAGCAGCUAGAGGACUGUGAAAAACAUUACAGACAUGUGCUUGCAAUAUACCGAACACGGUUGCUCAGUGCAGCACAGAAUUUUUGUUUUUUGUUUUGCAGGGGUACAUGGAUGAAGAGGCCAGAGUUGCUCUGCUUCAGAUUGCCAAGAUGAGAGAGGAGUGUGUGUGUUGAGCAUUCAGUGUACUGCUGUUCCUGAAUAUGUGUGUGUGUGUGUGUGUGUGUGUGUGUGUGUACUCUACUGCUCAAGGCGUGGGGUCUGUGAGAUUUUUGAAAGAAGUCUUAUGUGUGCCAAGGCUGCCUUUAUUUGAUAAAAACCCAGUAAAAACAGCAAUAUAGUAAAAUUCUAUUUUAUUUUUAAAUAUAUUUUAAAUAUAUUUUUUGUGUAUUGCCACUACUAAAUUUUGAGUAGCUGUUACUCCAGUGUUCAGUGUCAUGUGAUCCUUCAGAAAUCAUUUUAAAAUGCGGAUUUGGUUCUCAAGAAACAUUUCUUAUUAACAAUGUCAACAGUUGUGCUGCUUAAUAUGUUUGUGAAAACUGUGAUACAUUUGCUUUUCAGUUCAAAGUUUAAAAGUUAUAUAGUUCUAUGUUAGUAACUAAUUAUUUUACUGAAAAAAUACAUUUAGUGUAAUUUAGGUUUUAUAUGUUGUCUUUUAUUAUGAAAUGUCUUGUGAAAGUUAACCAUGGUUCUUUACAACUAAUUUAAUCGACAAAUAAACUAUAAAAUACUGAAAUGUAGCUCUGUAGUUCUAGACAUAUAUGCAGCGAGUGGGGUGGCAGAUUACUGAUGUAAUGUUAAUGUUAUUUUUUAUGAUUUUGGAACGAACACAACACAGAUUAUGUCUGUGUUGUUUAAAGAGGUAAAAAGAAGAUACAUGUUAAAAAAUAGAAAAAUAAACUGCCCCAUUGACGAUGUGAA
This is a messenger RNA of Labeo rohita (rohu), 3349 nucleotides long. It is a transcript of the gene uacaa, whose product is annotated as uveal autoantigen with coiled-coil domains and ankyrin repeats a. The record is from RefSeq and is a predicted model, not a curated record. Bases 194 to 2584 code for a protein of 796 amino acids. Gene Ontology annotation, molecular function: actin binding. NCBI's taxonomy places the organism in Eukaryota, Metazoa, Chordata, Actinopteri, Cypriniformes, Cyprinidae. The transcript has 16 exons.